Molecule: messenger RNA, 441 nt
Organism: Saccoglossus kowalevskii
Lineage: Eukaryota; Metazoa; Hemichordata; Enteropneusta; Harrimaniidae
Biological process (GO): sodium ion transmembrane transport
Cellular component (GO): plasma membrane
Molecular function (GO): ligand-gated sodium channel activity
Source: RefSeq, a predicted model, not a curated record
UUUAUUGGAGCAAAUAUGGCAUACCAGUAUGACGUAAUGUCAUAUUUGUUCCAGGACUACGUUAAUGUGCAGUUGAAAAAGAAAAGCCAACAAUUAAAGCUGAUGAUAGAGGAAGAAGAAAAAGGUGGAAACGAGUUUGUAAGAGAAAACAUCGUAAAACUGCAGGUGUUCUAUCAAGAUCUGAACUAUGAAGGAAUCACGCAAUCCAUUGCAUACACGGAAGAAAGUUUAGCCAGUGAUCUCGGUGGACAGGUGGGACUCUGGAUUGGUAUAUCAUUCCUCACAUUGAUAGAGUUCAUUGAAUUAGUGUACGAUUUAUUUAAAUUAUGGAUUCGGCGUUUGUGUUGCAUGGCAACAAAGAACACAGGUGUAACGAACGUCAUUUAGAUGUAACCACGUGACACUUCUGUGAAUGCUAACCUUAAUUUAGAAUUGUCUGGG